Molecule: messenger RNA, 1128 nt
Organism: Arachis ipaensis
Lineage: Eukaryota; Viridiplantae; Streptophyta; Magnoliopsida; Fabales; Fabaceae
Source: RefSeq, a predicted model, not a curated record
AUGGCUUUGAUGCAAACACUUGUUGGGCUACAAAUUCUUCUCUUAUUCCAUGUGUUAGGAACAACAGCAGCACAAUCAAUUGGAGUAUGCUAUGGAACGGUGGCUGAUAACUUACCACCUCCAAAAGAAGUGGUAGAUCUUUACGAAGCAAAUGGCAUUGAGAAAAUGAGAAUAUACAACCCUGAUCCUUCAAUCAUUGAAGCACUGAAAGGAUCAAAUAUAGAAUUGGUUGUUGGGGUUCCUAAUGAAGAUAUUCAGACUCUUGCAACUUCUGAACCAUCAGCAAUUCAGUGGGUCCAAAACAACAUACAAACUCACAUAAACUAUGUCAAAUUUAGGUACAUUGUUGUUGGCAAUGAAAUAAUGCCAAAUGAUCAACAAGCCCAAUUUAUAUCCCGGGCAAUGCAGAAUAUUUAUGCUGCACUUGUGUCUUUCAAGCUACACACAAAAAUCAAGGUUUCAACAGCCAUAAAAUUGUCACUAUUGGGAAGCUCUUACCCUCCAUCCCAAGGAUCAUUUAGUCCUUCUUCAUAUUCAUAUAUAAAACCAAUCAUAAGCUUCCUUGCAGAUAAAGAUGCACCACUCCUUGUAAAUUUAUACACUUAUUUCACAUACAUUGGUGACCCAAAUGACAUUAAUCUUGAUUUUGCAUUGUUCUCUCCAUCAAAUACUACAAUUAAGGAUGGUAAAUAUGAGUACCAUAAUCUGUUUGAUGCAUCACUAGAUGCAGUUUAUGCAGCACUUGAAAAGCUUGAUGCUCCUAAUUUGCAAGUGGUGGUAUCAGAGAGUGGAUGGCCUUCUGAUGGUGGUUCUGCUGCAACGGUGUUGAAUGCAAAACUCUAUUAUCAGAAUUUAAUUCAACAUGUGACUCAAGGGACACCAAAAAGGCCUAAUCAAGCGCUUGAAACUUAUUUGUUUGCUAUGUUUGAUGAAGAUCUUAAAGGACCUGCUGAAACCGAACGCCAUUUUGGUUUGUUUCACCCCAACAAAAAUCUAAAGUAUCAAAUUAGCUUUACUAGCUGCUCAGAAUCAGAUGUUAUUCCAAACUCUUCUCCUCUAUCAAUGAAAAACAAUGUUGUAUACUACUUCCUUUUUCUUCUUUUUUCUUAUUUUUUGGGUGCAACGUAG